Caenorhabditis remanei is the source of this 507-nucleotide messenger RNA. RefSeq lists its product as uncharacterized. NCBI's taxonomy places the organism in Eukaryota, Metazoa, Nematoda, Chromadorea, Rhabditida, Rhabditidae. Gene Ontology annotation, cellular component: cytoplasm; nucleus. Gene Ontology annotation, biological process: SCF-dependent proteasomal ubiquitin-dependent protein catabolic process. Gene Ontology annotation, molecular function: cullin family protein binding. The record is from RefSeq and is a predicted model, not a curated record. The coding region runs from base 1 to 507 and encodes 168 amino acids. The transcript has a single exon.
AUGACCACAACAAAACGUUUCAAGUUGAUCUCAGAAGAUGGUCACGAAUUUAUCAUUAGCAAAGUUGCAUUACGAGCUUCAAAGUUCAUUGUUGACAAAUUAGCGGAAGCAGGAAUCACGGAAGAAAAUUGUGAAACAAUGGAUCCCAUUCUUGUUCCAUUCCAUCACGUACUCGUAAAACAAUGUGUCGAUUGGCUUAACCACCACCAAUGUGAUGCCCCGAAAACCCGCAAGAUUAAAUACAAGCAUUUCUCAAAAUGGGACAAAAAAUUCUUCAAGAUGGAGUCAGGAGAGCUGUUCGCACUUCUCAACGCCUCACACGCUCUUGGAAUUGAUGAGUUGAUGAAUAUGGGAUGUGCAGUCGCGGCCGAGUUGAUUCGUGGCAAAAAUGUAGAAGAGAUUCGGAAGAUUUAUGGAAUCAAAUCAGAUGAGGAGCAGAUGGAGGAGCUUCUGGCGAAUGGCGGAGAAGGCACAUCGACAAUGACAUUCACUGUCGAGAAAUAUUAA